GUUAAAGAAAUCCAACAGUUCAAGGGACAGCUGCUGUCCGAGGUCGAAACAUACAGCAGUCGUGCGGAACGCAAGGCAGCUAAACGCGAAUUACAAGCGGAUAGGGAGUCGACAGUGCCUUCGUGGUCGGCGAAACACAAUUCCUUUCACCCGAUUCACUCAACCGACAUCUCGAGUGGUUCCAGUGUUGGCAAACGACUGACCAUUUUUCGAGAGAAUCAAGAUGUUCAGUUGCUCGAUCGGUUGAAUCGAGUUAACGAGCAUUUCGGUCGAAGACUGUUGGGUUUGCGUGAAGAGGAGUUGUCGGAGAAGCAAGCGAUUCGGAUGAAUUUUGAGCAAGAGAAAUGGAAAAUGGAUCAGCGCCACAUGCGCAUGCGACACCAGCUGGCCCGGAAUCGACUCAAAGAUUUCUUCUCCAUCAAACGUCAGAAGUUGUCCGGUCUGCUCGAUCUUGAAUUAAAUGAACUGCGUCAGACGGUCGAACGGGAAAGCGAGCAACUGUCCACGGUGCAUGCAAUCGAACGGAAAAACCAUUCCAAAAGUGUCAAAAUACAGUGCAAGAAAAAGAUUGCAGACUAUCAACGACAACUCCGCGGUGAACAAACUGUGUUAUCGCCACAGUUUCGGGAACGGUUGCGCGAGUUCCAGGAUGCAGUUCAGACACAGAUGCUGGAAGAAGGCUUCCAAUUGGAACAGCGACAACGUAGUCAACAGAGUCUUCUUCAACGCAGCAUUGCAUCUCGAAUGCGUGAGUUAGAUCAAAACCAUGUGCGUAAACGGAACGAGUUGUUGGAAUUGGAGGCAGAACGUUUGCAUGAGUUGGACGAGAAGCACGAACACGAGUUGCAUGCGUACAUUGAUUCGUGGCCCCGCAGCCAAGCGAUUGGCACCUCGACUACCUAUGAUUAG
Messenger RNA from Echinostoma caproni, 909 nucleotides. NCBI's taxonomy places the organism in Eukaryota, Metazoa, Platyhelminthes, Trematoda, Plagiorchiida, Echinostomatidae. The record is from the annotation of a GenBank genome assembly.